Molecule: messenger RNA, 3087 nt
Organism: Melanotaenia boesemani (Boeseman's rainbowfish)
Lineage: Eukaryota; Metazoa; Chordata; Actinopteri; Atheriniformes; Melanotaeniidae
Product: tumor necrosis factor receptor superfamily member 5
Exons: 8
Coding region: 352-1275 (307 amino acids)
Biological process (GO): immune response-regulating cell surface receptor signaling pathway; positive regulation of blood vessel endothelial cell migration; defense response to virus
Cellular component (GO): membrane; external side of plasma membrane; CD40 receptor complex
Molecular function (GO): transmembrane signaling receptor activity; antigen binding; CD154 receptor binding
Source: RefSeq, a predicted model, not a curated record
CAUGCACAGCUUACCUCACAGUGAGAGAGCCAGGACAGGAAGGAAAUAGGCAGAGACACACGGUCAGAGAGACGACGAGCAAAACAGCAGAUGAGGGUUAAUGGGGGUUUCCAUUGUGUAGGAUUAGAAAUUACAUGACAAGUAGGUAAAAGAGAUCUGACAUCAGAGGGAGAGUGGAGACAAGAGCGUGAGCAUCGAGUGAGCAAGCGUCAGAAAAAACCGUACCCUUUCAGUUCAGCUUUAAUCUUGAGGUUAAAAGUACGUUGGUUGAAGACUACAUUAGAAGACGGAAGGCUGAACCUUUUACACACAAGUGGAGGAAUCUAAUUAAAUUAGCUACCAGUGACAAAUAUGACAUGCGUUGAGAAAAAUGAGGAUGGCUGUGAAUACUGUCCUGCAGGAAAGUAUGCACAACAUAAAUGUAAUUCUACACAGCAGACAAAAUGUAUUGACUGUAAACCUGGGACCUACACAGACUCAAAAAACACCCUGGAAAAGUGUUUGUCCUGCAAUGUCUGUAUACCCUCACACAGAGUGCAUACAGUAAGUAACUGUACAACUUCGAAGGACACAGUUUGUGAGUGUGAGACUGGUUUCUUCUGUAGCAAUGAUGUGUGUGACCACUGCCAGCCACUGACAAAAUGUCCUCCAGGGGAAGGAGUCAAGGUUAAAGCCACUCGAACAACUGACACAGUCUGCGCAAAGUGUGAAGAGGGAACCUACAACAACGUCACAGAUUACAGCUCACCCUGCAUCGCAUAUAACAGAUGUGAGGAAAGGGAGGGAAAUACAACAACCUGUGGAACCUACAAAUCUAGUUGCUCCUGGAUACUACCUGCAGGUUUGUGGUCUGGACUUGUGAUGACCAUUCUCAUCGUUACUGUUGUUUUCAUCUUAUGGAGAGCAAGACGCAAAUCACACAGAACAGAGAAUUUCAGGGUUCCUGUCACUCUGGUGAAGAUUCCUCUAACACCAGCCGUCACUCCACCGGAUCUGUCUUCUCACUGCCAAGAGACCUGCGCUAUUGAAGACUGCAAAUUACCCCUUUUCAAUCCAGACAACCCUACAGAAGUCUGCAGCAUAAAAGACAGCUUUGACAGCAGUGUCCCCAUAACACCAAUGAAGGUUUCCUUUUCAUUUGUUGACUCUAAUCACAUCAAUGGAAGCGGAGGAUACAGCAAAGGCAACUUUUUCAGGCUGCAUUCGGAGCCACAGGAGGAUGAGUGGUGUGGAGCAGAAUCACCUGGAAUAGACCAGGUGUCAUCCAUGGCAUGAAAAUACAGCUUUUUGUUGUUGUUGUUUUUUUUUUUAAAUGAAUCUAAUUAUAGGAUUUACUGCCACCUGCAGGAUUCUACUGCAAACUUCAGUUCAAGAAUUGUUGGAUUUCUGUCAAGUAUUUCUAAGCUAACAGCUUUUGCUCCUAAGAUGAGAAAUAAUUUUUAUAUAAAUUAGUUUUAAAGGAGCUGCAUGAGUAAAAUUAGCUUAGUCUGUGGUCUGUAUCUCCAACUGAGUGGUGCAUCCAUUCUAAGAUCAUGACAUAAAGAAAUGCCAAUAAUAGCAAAAACGCUGCUUUGUGCAUCUUAUACACCACCAGUCAAAAGUUUGUACACAGUUUUCCUUUAAAUUUAAUAGAUAGUAUGUCCAAACUGUUGACUGCUAUAUUUAUUGUAUAUCUGUGUCAUGGAGGUUUCUUUUAAAAACUCAUUAGUUAAUCACACUUUUGCUGUGUGACAUGCUCUUUCAUUAUCUUUAUAUUGAUUAAUCCCAUAAUCGAACCCUCAGACGCACCCUCACAAGAAGCUAAUAUUCUGAUCAUUAACAUCAGUCACUUCUAACAUGAGAGACUUAAUAAUUUGGUAUCUAUUUUUUUCUCUAACUGAACAUGACAUCCUAAUUUGUCUCUGCACACGGAUGUGGCUGCUGAGGUAUGUGCUGCUGACAACCUGGAAGAUCCCUCUGCUCUUUAACCCAGAGCACACAGCAUCCAUGAUUCCCUAUAAGAAUGUCAAAUUGAUUGACUUAUCAGUUUCCCCUUUUACCUCAGUCUAUCCUAAAUUAGGUGAGGCCCAGAAAAGGUGCUGAUGUGUUUUCUUUGUACAGUUUUCUAUAUUGUAGAGCAGUGGUUCCCAAUCUGGGGUCUGGGAUCCCCCAAGGAGGUCCCCCAAAGCACACAGGGGGUCCCUGAGGAUUUGAACAUUCAGAGUGAUUAAUGUUCACACACUGGCUGUUUUAGGGGAAAAAAAAGUAAGGCUAUAUGUUGUUAAUUUAACUUUGACUUUUUCAAAGGACAGGACUAAGCCAGAAUACAUUAUUUAUGGGGAGAAUCUCACUUUUGAAAGCAUGUAACCAAGCAUGGUUUCAGCACAGGGUGGGGCAGAGGGUUCAUGUAUUUUUAAGUAUUUGCAUGAAGGGGGUCCCCAAGGAAAACAGGUUGUGAACCACUGAUGUAGAGUAAAAGUAAUUUUCAAAUAACGUUUUUUUCUUUUUGUUUGUUUGUUUGUUUUUUUGUAGUUUAUGCUAAGUUCAAAAUUCCUUUGGAAGAAACAGAUUUAUUUAUUUUUUAAGAUGUUUAGGUAAACUUCUAAUGUUCUUAUGUUGUGAAUUCUGUAUCUACAUCAUUAUAAGCCAGUGUUUCCCAAACUUUUUCUGCAGGGCCCCCCUUUCAGGUUGAGCUUUCAAUGAGACGGAUUCUGCUUUAGUAGAACUCUUCUAUAUACUUCUAUAUAUGGAAGUUGAGUAGUUUAUUUCUAAAGUAAUCAACAGGCUUUUCUUUGUGAUCAGGACAAGAUGUUUUCAAGUGGUGUUAUAACUUGUUUGGCUUCAUACUGUAAGAUACAAGUAUUUUGAGACAUACACCGUGGUUUCGCUUCCGUACCCACCAUUGACCAGUGCCAUUAUUUAACAAUUACCUGGUCAGACCUAGGGAAAGAUUUACCCAUCAUCAUAUUUUCUAAUUCUUUUUUUUUGGGGGGGGGGUAGAUGAAAUAUUUGUUAUUAAUUCAUCAUUGUCCACGUCUUGCUAACAGUGCAAAACCUUUCAUUGUUUUUUAGCCUUGCCCCAGUCACCCCCCCCCCCCCCAAGCAAAA